Messenger RNA from Paraphaeosphaeria sporulosa, 4287 nucleotides. RefSeq names its product IkappaB kinase complex, IKAP component. NCBI's taxonomy places the organism in Eukaryota, Fungi, Ascomycota, Dothideomycetes, Pleosporales, Didymosphaeriaceae. Gene Ontology annotation, molecular function: tRNA binding. The record is from RefSeq and is a predicted model, not a curated record. Gene Ontology annotation, biological process: mitochondrial electron transport, cytochrome c to oxygen; tRNA wobble base 5-methoxycarbonylmethyl-2-thiouridinylation. The transcript has 10 exons. The coding region runs from base 7 to 4176 and encodes 1389 amino acids. Gene Ontology annotation, cellular component: elongator holoenzyme complex; cytosol.
CCCAAGAUGCUCGCCCGCUCAGCCUUCCGCGCCACCGCGGCCCCAUCCCUCGUCGCCCGUCGCGGCUUCCAGAGCACGCGCGCCCAGCUCGCCAGCCCCUACCACUACCCCGAGGGUCCCCGCAGCAACUUGCCCUUCGACCCGCUGAAGAAGGGCUUUGCCUUCAAGUACUGGGGCUUCAUGGCGACCGGCUUCCUCCUUCCCUUCGGCCUUGCCGGUGAGCACUUGACGCACCCACCCAUUUCCCUACGUACAUAUCUGACUUUCACCGCGCAAAUCGUGGGGAGGUCGCUCCUGCGGUUUUCCGGCGAGGAUCCGCUCCCUCUCGCAGCUACCGCCUGGGAUGCCGCCUCAAAUGCUUCCAUAUGUGCUUUUGGGCCUUCCGAAUCACGUGCAACUAUCGAGCUCAAAAGACUACAUGACGGCAGCGAUGGUGCAGAAAAGAGGCUGGAGACCAUCGCAUCGUGGGAUGCACCGUGCCCGCUACCCUCGCUUACCCAUGACUCAGUAUUGAGUCUCCAUCAUUUCGCCGACUCGUCGACCUCAUGUCUGGUGUUAGCCGGAGGAGACAUCAUAUUGGUACGAGAGCAACCCGAGGAUGGUCAAGAUCUUGUUGAGAUUGUCGGGUCGGUAGAUGCGGGAAUUUCGGCUGCUGCGUGGUCGCCUGACGAGGAACUUCUGGCGAUUGUUACACAGGCCGAGACAUUGCUGCUGAUGAGCCGCGACAUUGACAACAUCGCCAGUGUCACGCUCUUGCCUGAAGAUGUCAACGCCUCGAACCAUGUGUCUGUGGGGUGGGGCAAGAAAGAGACCCAGUUCAAGGGCAAAAGAGCAAGGGCUCUGCAGGAUCCCACCGUGCCGGAGACUGUCGACGAAGGUGUGCUCAGUCCGUUGGAGACUCACUCCGUGGCCAUCAGUUGGCGUGGUGACGGCGCCUACUUCGCCGUCAAUACCGUCGAGCAAAAACGACGCAGGAUGAUCCGAGUGUAUUCCCGGGAAGGCCAGCUCGACAGCGUGAGUGAGCCCGUCGAUGGUCUUCUAGGCACCCUCAGCUGGCGACCAUCUGGCAACCUUAUUACUAGUAUUCGCCAUACUAUCGAAAAAUUCGAGGUAGUCUUCUUUGAGAGGAACGGUCUUCGUCACGGCCAAUUUGAUCUUCGGUUGAGACCCGAGGAGCUGCAGAACCUAUCGAUACCAUUGACUCUAUCGUGGAACAGCGAUUCCAGCGUGUUAGCAGUGUCCUAUCCCGAAAAAGUGCAACUAUGGACCAUGAGCAACUACCACUAUUAUCUGAAACAGGAGUUGCCUUUCCCAGAACAGGCUGCGGCAACCGUUCACUGCUCUUGGGACCCCGAGCGGCCUCUAUCUGUGGCAUUUUACACUGCGGGCUCACUCCAGAUCCUAGAGUAUGCAUCAACAGUUGCUGCUGGAUCUGUAGCACCGCCGCAUGAUUUCGGAGUUGUCGCUUCAAUCGAUGGUCUGAGCCUGAAAAUAACACCUUUACGUAUUGCCAAUGUCCCUCCUCCAAUGUCAAUGCUCCAGCUUCCGCUGGAUCGUAAUGUUGUUGACGUUGCAUUUUCCCGCUCAGGCACGCGUCUGGCGGUCUUGUCCGACAAGGACGUUGCGUUAUUCGCAUUUGACUUGCAGAAACGACCAGUCACUCGACCGAGUUUCCUUUGGAGCGGUGAUUUCUCGGAGGGUCAUUCUCCCCGUCAAGUCACUUUUGUUGGCGAAGAUCAACUGUGCGUUCUAACGGACGUGUGGGACGAGGAUGAGACUUUUGUGUGGACAAACGAGGACGAACAACUCGUGAACAGGGGCCCAAUCUUAGAACCCGGCAGAUUUUCUUCAAUAGCCUCUGACGUGGAAUCUUCGAAACUACUUGUCAGCCUGCGCAAUGGCGAGUACACAUCGGUAGUUGAGAUGAGGACGGACGAAACAGUAAAAACCACGCCCCUAACAAACCUGCCUUCUUUCGCCCCCGAAAUCAAGACUGCAACACUAGAAGGAGAGCCCGUGGCUUUCGGACUGGCAAAGAGUGGUGCCCUGUACGCCAACGAGCGAGUUCUAGUGAGGAACUGCACGUCAUUCGUCGUGACCCCCGCCCAUCUGAUCCUCACCACUACGCAACAUCUGUUGAAGUUUGUUCACCUAACAAGCUUGAAUGAACUCGAAGUACCUGGGGAUGAGCCCCAAACGGAUGAACGAUGUCGGAGUAUCGAGCGCGGGGCAAAACUUGUCACAGUCAUGCCAACUACUUACUCCGUAGUUCUCCAGAUGCCGAGAGGCAAUCUCGAGACAGUCUACCCCCGAGCUCUUGUGCUUGCUGCGAUCAGGAGAUUUAUAGAAGCUGAGAAAUAUGAUGAGGCAUUUUUGGCCUGUCGCAAUCAGCGCGUUGACAUGAACAUACUGCACGAUCAUGAUCCAGAACGAUUCUUGACGAGCGUCGAGAAGAUCGUUACGCAGAUCAACAGGGUGGAUCAUAUUGAUCUUCUCCUCGCGCAGCUAAGGAAUGAGGAUGUGUCGGAGACGAUGUAUCGUGAGACCUUGAAAGCCAAGGAUCUUACGACCAAGAAGAAGUUGUCCAGUGAACAGGUAGAGUCAAAGGUCAAUCGAAUCUGUGACGCUCUUCUAGCAGUGUUGGAGCAGGAGAGGUACAAGAAUGAUCAUCUGCAGAAUAUCAUUACCUCUCACGUAUGCAAGACUCCUGCAGACUUGGAAACAGGGUUGCAGUUGAUAGGUCGCUUGCAAAGUACCCAAGAUCCUCUCACUGACAGGGCUGCGGAACACAUAUGCUUCCUUGCAGACGUCAAUCAACUGUACGACACGUCCCUCGGGAUCUAUAACCUCGAGCUUGCACUACUUAUCGCGCAACAGUCACAGAAGGACCCGCGCGAGUACCUUCCUCAUCUCCAAUCUCUCCAAGAACUUUCUCCUCUUCGUCGAAAAUAUCAGAUCGACGACCAACUGGGCCGCCGCACCAAGGCGCUCUACCAUCUUAAAGAUCUAGAAGCCCACGAUGAAGUCCAAGAUUAUGCCCAGAAGCACGGUCUUUAUCCUGCAGCACUCAGCAUGUAUCAAUACGAACCUGCCCAUUACAAGAAUAUCAUGCGUCUGUACGCAGACUACCUCUCAACAACCAACAAGAACAAAGAGGCUGCCAUUGCCUACGAAUACCUCUCCGAUCACACCUCUGCCUGGCCCUGCUAUUUAUCCGCCAACCUCUGGCGCGAAGCUCUCUCCUCUGCCAUUCUCGCUGGCAUAUCCCCUAGCGAACUCGAACAACUUGCCACGGACCUCGUCGACGGCCUUACAGAGUCAAAAGACUACUUUUCCGCGAGUACCAUCACCUUAGACUAUCUCUCCGACCUUCAAGGCGCAGCCCGGCUCCUCUGCCGGGGCGCAUACUUCGCCGAGGCAAUACGCAUUGUUACUUUACGCCAACAAUCAUCUCUCAUCACCGAAGUUAUCGACCCCGGUCUCGUAGAGAGGUCUGCAGACAUGACCGAGUUCCUCGCAGAAAUGAAAUCCCAACUCCUGGCUCAGGUCCCGCGUCUGCGCGACUUGCGUACGAAGAAAGCAGAGGACCCGCUCGCUUUCUACGAAGGGACAGAAGAUGCCAACAUUCCCGACAAUAUAUCACUCGCACCCACGAAUACUACCUCGGGAGGCACAUUUAUGACAAGAUACACCAAUCAGACCGGCACGGUCAAUACGCAAACUACGCGCAAGACGUCUAAGAACAAGCGGAGAGAAGAGCGGAAGAGAGCGAGGGGAAAGAAGGGCACUGUCUACGAGGAAGAGUAUCUCGUUAAUUCAAUCGAGCGCUUGAUUGAACGAAUCAAUGGUAUGCAGGACGAGAUCCAGAGACUUGUCGAGGGCUUAAUGAGAAGGGGCAUGAGGGAGAGGGCAGUCGCUGUGGAGGCGGCUGUGAUGGAUGUUGAGGAGAGGUGUAGAGAAGCAGUCAAGGAGAUCUAUCCGCCGACGGAAGGGCUUGGUGCAGUCGGCGAGAGUCUGAUAACGAGUGGUGUCGCUGCGGACAGUGGAAAUCCUGCUGAACCGGCGAUCAGGCCUAGUGGAGGGGAUGCGACGCUUUGGGACAGCUUGGCAGAAGUGGGUAAAAGGAGGGAGGCCCCGCCUGUCAAGACAUUUGAGAGGUUGAGCUUGCUAGGGUAAGGUGGCGGAGGCGAUCGCUCUGAUCCGACAGACCACAGCAAGCUGCAAGUUCAGCAUUGUCUCGAAUGACUCGAUGUAGGCAUACAGCCUUUAACCCUUAAAAACUCAGGC